UCGUUAUUUUAAUACAAGGAUAAUUGUCCACGGUGGUGAUUGCUUCGUUGGCGUUGCGUUCGAGUAUAGUCCGCACGCGCGGUCCAUCGAGUUGUCAGUAUGAAGAUCUUUCGCAAGAUCUUUAGAAAUAAAAAGAAGAAGCACAUUGUGAACCAGAAGAAGCGGCGAACCACGUCGAAGGCGAGAAAAGCGAGCAGGAUGCACGACGCGCACUUGCUGAAAGACGAUUUCCUCUUCGGCACCGGUACGCGCCGCUCUAGACCGCAUCGACGUAAACACAAGGAGAACGACAUAGAGGCAGCACACAGACCGAUCUCUACAAAUUCCGGAGCAAUUUCUUCAAGAUUACUUUCGACGAAGAGAGGCGUCAAGAGGCAUCAAGAAGUGGCGAAUAUUCGAGUGUCAAACGUGUUCUUUCCUUUCCAACGGAGAACGUCGAUGACGAAAGAACUGUAAUAUUGAUGAU
This is a messenger RNA of Trachymyrmex cornetzi, 466 nucleotides long. RefSeq lists its product as uncharacterized. The transcript has 2 exons. NCBI's taxonomy places the organism in Eukaryota, Metazoa, Arthropoda, Insecta, Hymenoptera, Formicidae. The record is from RefSeq and is a predicted model, not a curated record. Bases 100 to 456 code for a protein of 118 amino acids.